UUUGUGUCGCAUUGUACAUGAAGUGCCUUCAAACUACAACAAGUUGUAGUUUAGAGUGGCAGUGUGAUGGCUGGCCAGGAAGCUAGACAUAGAAAAAGUAAAGGUUCUUCACAACGAGGGAACAAAUCCACAAGUCCAUUCAUAGAGGAGGACGAAUUUGAGGUGGAAUCUCACAGCUGCACAUGGACCAUUCUCAAAAUCUUUGUGCUGGUGCUGUUUGCAUCCUUUCUCAUCCUCAUUCUACUACCCUCUCCAAUCGAUCCCAUUUCACAUAGGUUCCCAGAGGCUCCAGCUUUAGAGGGUGUUCUGAAACCUAAUGACAUUUUGUCUAAAGCCCAGCACCUGUAUCAAAAUGAGGUGUUAGGUCCGGAGUCCAUCGUCAUAAAGGGAGAUCACAUGUACACAGGCACAGCUGAUGGGAAGAUACUGGAUAUACACAAGGGAGAAAUACGUGUUUUGGCUAGGUUUGGACAAGAACCAUGUGGAGGUUUUGAAAAUGAGCCCACAUGUGGUCGGCCAUUAGGGAUGAGGUUUGACAAUGAUGGCUACCUGAUUGUCUGUGAUGCUUAUCUGGGCCUUCACAAAGUCAAUGUUGCCACAGGAGAUGUCCAUGUUUUAUGGCCACACACAGCUCCCAUUGAUGGAGAAUUGGCCAAACUGUUCAAUGCUGUGGUCAUUGCCAGCAGUGGCAUGAUUUACUUCACACAUUCUAGUACCAGAUGGGAUAGGAGGCAUUUCAGAUUCAGUAUCUUAGAGGCAGAUAUGACUGGCAGGUUGAUACAGUAUGACCCAGUCCAUAACACCACAACUGUACUUGCCUCAGGGCUGAGUUUUCCUAAUGGUUUGGAACUCUCCAGGGGUGAAGACUUCUUGAUAAUGGCAGAAACAACAAAGGCUAGGCUGUGGAAGUAUCACCUGUCAGGUGCCAACAAAGGUGCCAUGGAGAUUGUCAACAAUAACCUACCUGGAUUUCCAGACAACAUACAGAAGAGUAGUUCUGGCGGGUUCUGGGUAGGACUGGCAGCAGUAAGAUCAAGGGACAGAUUUUCCAUGUUGGAGUUCACUGCCCCUUAUCCCUGGAUGAGAAGUCUAAUGGCCAAGCUCCCCCAGGAAGUAAUGAUGAAGAUGUUGCCAAAGUAUGGCCUUGCUUUGGAGAUUGACCAGUCUGGAAAAAUCAUACGGAGUUUACACGACCCUACAGGAGAGAAGGUGGGAAGUACAUGUGACUUGGCUGACAAGGACGGAGUGCUAUAUCUAGGCUCAUAUUAUUCACCUUAUAUGGGCAAAGUGUAUUUGACGCAGCAAACAAAAAAGUCAUAGUUUCAGAUUAGUGACAUUGGUGGCUCUUGCAAACUAACGUAGCUAAGAGAGGUGAUUUUACGGUAUGAUAGCUGCUAACGGCGUCAUUGAGCUGACAGGCCCAACUGUGGGAUGUACAUGUAUAUUCAACCUAGCCAAUACUGUAAAAUCACCUGCUUUAGAUUGCGAGACCACCCCCCACCCCCCACCCUGUUUCGUGCAAAUAUGUGUGAACUCGUGCGAGACCUAACUUGCCGAUUCGUCUUUCUUUUUUAAUGGAAAACUGUAGCCAGCCAAUUGAUUUACAUUCUCUCCAAUUUUUAUAAACUAGGUACUGGGUAGUCAAACUGAAGUGAAACUGAUAAGGAGCAGGAAGAAAUUUUUCAAUACAUGUGUUAAAGUUCAUUAAAGACCAGGGUUCAAAGCCUUGUUAAAUGAGCUCAUUACUUCUGUUAACUGAAUCAAGAGCAGCUCAGCUAUAGUGGGUGUUUCCCAGUUAUCAGAUGGGUGGCACAUAAUAUGAUGCUCACACUAAUUCACAAGCUGCCUUUAAUACUGGCUGUUAACGUCUUCUAGUCACAAAAUGGCUGACAUACUGCCAUUCUCUGGCAUUAGUAGAACCCUAAUCAUUCAUUUAUUCCUUCACGAGCAGCCUGUCUCAUGAAAACAUGCAUGGGGAACAUCAGAUGGUUCUUGCGAACAAGCCUGACAAGUAUUGUAUCUAAACAGAUGUUGUGUGUAAAACAAUAUAAUGUGGCGAUGAGUCUGUUGUUUACGAAGCGUGUUUACAUGUUUCUAAGGCAGUUACAAGAGAGAAAUAUAUUGUAUACAAUCAAUACAUUUUUAUACAUAUAAUUACAUACAUGCAUCUGGACAUGAUUUAUACAGGAUAAGGCUGUAAGACUGUGUGUGGGUAUGUAAAAGUGGUUA
Molecule: messenger RNA, 2229 nt
Organism: Liolophura sinensis
Lineage: Eukaryota; Metazoa; Mollusca; Polyplacophora; Chitonida; Chitonidae
Product: adipocyte plasma membrane-associated protein-like
Exons: 8
Coding region: 67-1320 (417 amino acids)
Cellular component (GO): endomembrane system
Molecular function (GO): hydrolase activity
Source: RefSeq, a predicted model, not a curated record